This is a messenger RNA of Nymphaea colorata (pocket water lily), 2668 nucleotides long. RefSeq names its product arabinosyltransferase XEG113. NCBI's taxonomy places the organism in Eukaryota, Viridiplantae, Streptophyta, Magnoliopsida, Nymphaeales, Nymphaeaceae. The record is from RefSeq and is a predicted model, not a curated record. Gene Ontology annotation, biological process: cell wall pectin biosynthetic process. The transcript has 13 exons. Bases 357 to 2303 code for a protein of 648 amino acids. Gene Ontology annotation, cellular component: Golgi apparatus. Gene Ontology annotation, molecular function: arabinosyltransferase activity.
ACCGGAGUGGGUCGCAUGCCUGGAAUGCAGAAUGCUGAAGGGGUAGUUCGUCAUCUACACAUAUUCAGAGGGAAUGAUUCUGCUUCAAUUAAUUUGAUCAUGGAAAACUCUGGGAUGGUGAAAGCGACACAAUCGAAGGGAGGGCAGUGAUUAACCCCCCCAAGAAGUGGGAGUGGAGAUCAGAGAAGAGCCAGUUGACCUCAGAACAUGUGACAGCCUCCACGCUCUAUGCCUUGCUCGCAUUAACCUCAACUCUAUCUCUCUGUCCCAUUCUACCUGUUCUAAAUGACAUCGUUGUAGCAAUCCAGGAACUCCACUCUGUCCACGAGGAAGAAGGGAGAGUGGAAAGGAAUAGGAUGGCUCUUUGCUCGGUGCAGGAGAUGGCUAACACGAAGCCUCUCUUCGUUGGCAUCCAGGUGACGGUGCUCGCUGCAAUUAUUUUGACCACCAUCUACGUUGGCAAGCCCGUCUACUCCGAGUUCUGGUCUCCGAAAUCUGAAGUCGGUCUUUCCCCACAGAAAGAUGGCACAGUAGUAUCUUCUCCACCAGAGUUGGAAAAUUCUAGUAAAGGUGUAGCUUUCAAGCCUCCAAGCGACAGGGAUCGUAGCACUGGCGGUGGGAGAUCAGUCUCUCCUUCAUGGCCCACAAAUAUAUGGGAAAGGCCUAUAUGGGAUCCCCCACCUACUGGGGCCAAACUGCCAGAUGCAAAGGCAUUUCGCUUGACUAAAAGCUUAGUGAAACAUUAUGCUAAAAAUAAUGUUAUUAUAGUAACAUUUGGAAAUUUUGCCUUCAUGGAUUUCGUCCUGAACUGGGUCAGGCACCUUACUGAUCUUGGAGUUUAUAAUCUUCUUGUAGGUGCAAUGGACACAAAGCUCUUGGAGGCUUUAUAUUGGAAAGGAGUUCCUGUUUUUGACAUGAAAAGUAACAUGGAUACAAGUGAUGUUGGUUGGGGUUCUCCAAAGUUUCACAAAAUGGGCAGAGAAAAAGUAACUCUGAUAAAUGAGUUCUUGCCCUUCGGUUAUGAGUUAUUAAUGUGUGAUACAGAUAUGGUCUGGUUAAAGAAUCCACUCCCAUAUAUUGCUCGCUAUCCUGAUGCAGACGUCUUAACUUCCAGUGAUCAGGUGAUACCAACAGUUAUUGAUGAUAGAUUGGAGGACUGGAGAUAUGUGAGUGGUGCAUACAACAUUGGGAUUUUCCAUUGGCGACCUACAGACGCUUCCAAAAGGCUAGCAGCAGAAUGGAAAGAAAUGCUGCUAGCUGAUGAAAAAAUAUGGGAUCAGAAUGGUUUCAAUGAUCUUCUGCAUAAAUUCCUUGGCCCAUCAGUUGAUGAAGAAAGUGGACUAGUUUAUGCUCGUAAUCGAAGCCUUAAGCUAGGGAUUCUUCCAGCCAGUAUAUUUUGCAGUGGUCAUACAUAUUUUGUGCAGGCAAUGUAUCAACAGCUAAGGCUGGAACCUUAUGCUGUUCAUACCACAUUCCAGUAUGCUGGAACUGAGGGAAAACGACAUCGUCUGCGUGAAGCAAUGCUCUUUUAUGAUGAACCGGAGUACUAUGAUUCACCAGGAGGAUUUUUGGCAUUUAAACCAUCCAUUCCUAAGAGUGAAUUGCUUGAUGGACCACAUACAGUCGAAUCACAUUUUUCUCUUGUUAAUCAUCAAAUAAAGCAAGUGAGAUCUGCCCUUGCUAUUGCCUUGCUGCUGAACAGAACAUUGGUCAUGCCUCCAUUGUGGUGCAAAUUGGAUAGACUAUGGUAUGGACACCCUGGGGUCCUGCCAGGGACAUUGACAAGGCAACCUUUUCUCUGUCCUAUGGAUCACAUAUUUGAGGUGAAUGUGAUGUUGAAGAAUCUACCAGAGGAGGAGUUUGGCCCAAGGAUAGAUUUCAGAGAGUACUCUUUCCUUGAGAAUCCAUUGCUUCCUGAAUCAAUAAAGAAAUCAAGACUAAAUGUUCAACUUUGUGAUCCUGCAUUAUCAAACUGCCAAGCAUCAAACACCAGCAUGCAACCGAGAGCAGUACUGAAGUUUCCAAAACAUAGCACAGAAGAAAUGUACAAGAGUGUCUUUUCUGCAUACAAGGAUGUUAAAAUCAUAAAGUUCUCGUCAAUAGAUGAUGCCUUCCAAGGAUUCAGUGAUAAGUUGAUAGAGGAGAAAUUCAGACACCGGGUGUCACGCUAUGUAGGGAUAUGGUGCUGCGUCGAACAACAAGAAAUUGGCCACAUCUACUAUGAUAUGUACUGGGAUGAAAAACCUGGUUGGAAGCCCAAACCUCCAGCAACUCGAGAAGAAAAUCGUCCUCCUUGGAUCUGAGACAAUACUAGUUUAGACCAACUGAAGCGCACCCAAUUUCAGCAGGGCCAUUGCCAUUGCAAUUGACAUUACUAGAGAAAAAAGAGAGCCUGCAGCCAGAUCUCAAAGACAACAGCUUUAUGUGAGGAGGCAUUUGUUGUUGAAGUAUGAAAUUUUUUAUAUUUUUUCUUUCCAAAAUGUAUCCAUCAAGUUUUGAAAUUUAGCUCAAUUCACAUGUGUCAGUAUUUCUUUAGUUAACCACAUUCUUAAUAUAUCCUUAUUGAAAGUUACUUUGGAGGACAAAUGGGAUCUCUGCUGCGUGUUGGAAAUUCCAGUUCCUCAAGUGAACAGUGAAAAGAUUAGUAAAGACAAAAAAGUUGAAUCCA